CCGAAGCAGUUCCUUCCGAUCCAGCGCCAAAAUAACACGACGAUGUCUGCAGUCAGUUCCCCGUCGCCGGCCGACCUGAGAAAACAACAAGAAGAAGAAGAAGAGGAAGUAAAGAGGAGGAUACGACGCGCGCUGUGGAACAUAGGCACGUCGUGGCCCCUCAAGGCCGGGAUCAAGUUCCCGAUCAGCCGCGUCGGCCGGUACCUCCGGCAGGGCCGCUAUGCGCCUCGCGUCGCGGCGCUGGCCCCCGUCUUCCUCGCCGCCGUCCUCGAGUACCUCGUCGCCGAGGUCCUGGAGAUGGCCGGCAACGCCGCCAAGGCCAACAAGAAGAAGCUCAUCACCCCUCGCCACCUGCUUCUCGCCAUCCGCAACGACAGCGACUUCAGCAGGCUGCUCGCCGGCGUCAGCAUCGCCCAGGGCGGCGUCGUACCCUACAUCAACCCCGUGCUGCUCCCCAAGAACAACAAGACCGCCCACAAGGCCGGCAAGUUCAAGUCCUCCACAAGUUAAACAAGGCCGCCGCCGAGGAGUAGCUAGUACGCUGCAUGCAUGCAUCUAGUACGUGUUGCCGAGUUGCGUCCUGUAUCUACUACAUGUAUCUAAUGGUUGAAGGUUCAUGCAUGCUUUCUCUUGUCUGUCGGUAGUGUCCUUCUCAUUCUCGGUAGUAUACAUAUGUAAUAGUUCAUGGUUUCUGUUCAUCCUGUACUCCUGUA
Triticum aestivum (bread wheat) is the source of this 713-nucleotide messenger RNA. RefSeq names its product late histone H2A.2.2. The record is from RefSeq and is a predicted model, not a curated record. Lineage: Eukaryota; Viridiplantae; Streptophyta; Magnoliopsida; Poales; Poaceae. Bases 43 to 510 code for a protein of 155 amino acids. The transcript is spliced from 2 exons. Gene Ontology annotation, molecular function: protein heterodimerization activity; structural constituent of chromatin; DNA binding. Gene Ontology annotation, cellular component: nucleosome.